Molecule: messenger RNA, 2985 nt
Organism: Spea bombifrons (plains spadefoot toad)
Lineage: Eukaryota; Metazoa; Chordata; Amphibia; Anura; Pelobatidae
Gene: ELOVL1
Product: ELOVL fatty acid elongase 1
Exons: 8
Coding region: 158-1030 (290 amino acids)
Biological process (GO): fatty acid elongation, saturated fatty acid; sphingolipid biosynthetic process; fatty acid elongation, monounsaturated fatty acid
Cellular component (GO): endoplasmic reticulum membrane; endoplasmic reticulum
Molecular function (GO): fatty acid elongase activity
Source: RefSeq, a predicted model, not a curated record
CGGAGUGAAGUUGAGUCACCGUAGGGGUGUGGUUACCCACAUCUCCCUCUUUUUCUCCUUCCUUCCUCCUCUUUCACGCUCUCUCUAUCAAGCUCAGGAGGGAGACAGGAGGAUCGGGGCUCCAGAUCACAACAGCAGGUUGUGAGCGGUUGUAAAGAUGGAAGCCGUACUCUCGGAAUGGGUGCAGAAAUACCAUGACUUCAUGAAAGGAGCAGACGCCAGGAUAGGUCACUAUCCCUUGAUGCACUCGCCGUUUCUGCCUGCGGCCAUCCUCCUGGGUUAUGUCUACUUUGUGCUGUCCCUCGGGCCCCGGAUUAUGGCGAAUCGGAAGGCUUUCGACCUGAAGCCGUUAAUGGUUGUGUAUAACUUUGGCCUUGUGGCUCUUUCGGCAUUUAUUGUUUACGAGUUCUUGAUGUCUGGGUGGCUAACUGGCUAUACUUGGCGCUGCGACCCUGUGGAUACAUCUGAUAGUCCGAUGGCCCUCAGGAUGGUGCGGGUAGCUUGGCUGUUCCUCUUCUCGAAAUUUAUCGAGCUACUGGAUACUGUAUUCUUUGUCUUGAGAAAGAAGAACGGUCAGAUCACAUUCUUGCAUAUUUUCCAUCACUCUGUACUGCCUUGCAGUUGGUGGUGGGGAGUAAAGUUUGGUCCAGGUGGUAUGGGGUCUUUUCACGCCAUGAUCAAUUCCCUGGUCCACGUCAUCAUGUACUUCUACUAUGGCCUUUCUGCUGCUGGUCCGCGGUUCCAGAAGUACCUGUGGUGGAAGAAACAUAUGACUGCCAUCCAGCUGAUCCAAUUCGUGCUGGUCUCCAUCCACAUAACCCAGUAUUAUUUUAUGCCCAGCUGUGACUAUCAGUUCCCCAUCUUCAUUCACCUCAUCUGGAUCUACGGCACGGUCUUCUUCAUCCUGUUUUCCAAUUUCUGGUAUCAGGCUUACACCAAAGGAAGACGCCUGCCCAAGAUGGGCGCAGCUGCCAACGGAGCCCUUCACCAGAACGGCAAAGCCAACAAUGGCAAAGCCAAACAAAAUUAAAUCCAAGGAAGACACAAACGCAGCGUACCAAAACUUGCGCACAAGUGUAGCAGGUGCAAGAAGCGGGAGAUGUCACUUUUUUUUCCCCCCCCAAACCUGCCAGAUUUGGUUUCCUACUGCGUCUGGGGCUUACACCAGCCAAAUGAAGUGCCUACAAGACUGUUUGAUCCAAGUGUCCAUCCCCCAUCCAGCCUAUGUUUCUCCUCCCGCUGUAUCUACCCGUUUAACUCCAUCCCACCACUCCUGAAUAUGUGAAGAAGCCACCUCGCUCCGAAACGUCAUCAUUGCAUUGUAUCUGUAUUCUGUCACAGUCCCGCAACAGCAACCAGGAAUCCAGAUUCCUGCCUCGUCACAUUCCAGUAUCUCCCCCCUCUUACAAGGAGUAAAGGCCGGGGGGCCGAUUCCUUGCCAACUCCAUAACCUUAUCUGUAUCUUUGUUUGCACUGGGAACUUUCUGGUCACUGGGAGAUCUGUACAAUGGUUUAUAGAAGGUGCAGGAAUUCUAAAAUACUUGAAUACAGGGUUUUGUGCCUUAUACCUUUUUUUUUUUUUAGGUCAUUAUGUUGCUAUUUUUGUCCAAAGGAGACAACAGUAUUUCGUGGGGGUGUUUUUGUGCGUAGGGUAUACGUUGUGUUAAAUUUGAAUUCACCUGGCCGGAGAUGGGUUGUCGGCUAUUUUGCCACCUAUGACAUCAUCCAUAAACCACACACCACUUACCCCUGUUUUCCCGUCCAUACUAUCUCCACUAGUGUCACAGAAUUAUUACACUGUAGGGCUUUCAAAUCUCUUUACCGGCAGCAAGAUCCACACGGUGAUUAUUCCACAAGAUCUGCCAGAGGCAAACGGGCAACUUACUAUUAUCACAUGGCACAGUGAAGCUGUUCUUUGCGGGACUGUAUUUAUUUUUUAAAUGCGAUGCAGCAAUGCGUGUAAUCGAUAUCCAGGACAGAGGGUGUAGGCAGCGGUGGGGGGGUUUGUGCCGCAUUGAAUUUGGGAGCUUUAUUUUUUUGUGUGUAAUUUACCUGCAAGUCUGCCAGAAUCUAUUUAUCAGUUUUGUGUAAUAUGGGAAAUAAAAGGCUUAUUAUUGCACAAUGGAAAUAUCAAAGAUAGCUCUUAGAUAGAAAAAGUAUUUUUUAAGCCAUCGACUUGUAUGGAAAGUACAGCGAGAUGGAGGGUGAUUAUUUAAACGAUCUCGUCAUCUCGAAUUGAGGACUGUUCUUUCCAGGUCUGUGUUCUUACAUCAUAGUAUAUCUUCUAGAUGCAAAUCUGCUGGGUUCUAAAACCUUUCCGAAAUAAAUAAAUAAACAAAAACAAAAUAGGAUUGGCCAAAUUACAGCUUUUGCUGUUGGGUUAUAACCCCUUUUAGCGACUGGGUUGGAUUUGUAAUCUAACGGAGCCGUAGGUUGGCCGAGGCAGUUUACCUGCGCUGUUAGAAACCCUGUUAACCCUUUGUGUGCCACGAAUGCACAUCUUUGCAUGCCCAUCACUCAAAAUGUCAGGUUCAGAACCAAUGCAAUAAUAUCUCCGUGGCUGUCCGAAUCUUCUGAGCAGCUUCGUCUUUAUUUUCCCGUAUGUCUGUUUGUAAAUAACCAUUAUUAACUUAUGUUAAUUUUUACCUUUUAAUUCAAGUACAGUGUAUUGAAGAUCUAAAAUAUGUACAGCUAGGGUGGGGGGGGAUACACAUGGCCAGAUUUCCAUGGCCAUGCCCCUCCCCCCUUAGCAAAAUCCCCAAAAAGGAAUCCAUGCCUCUGUGUGUUCCAUGAAGGAAGCCCGAUUCCGAUUCACCGAUACAAGAGGUGCUUUAUUACUAAGGAGGGUUCUCCUGGUUCUUGAUUUAACCAGAGAAGGAGUCUCACAUGUGCCUUACCGUUUUACUGUGUCACUCCAUUCCUGAACUGUAUCCCAAAUCACCUUGUACUGUUAUUAAAACAUCUUCCACCCCGAUGUAUCUUCCA